AUUCAUUAAUUUAUAAUUUGAAGAGAAUCGAUGAAUAAGUACAUGAUUGAUCAAACUUAGUUUGUAGAAAGUAGAUAAACUUUGAAUGGAGUUUUAGUAUUUUUUCUGAUAUUGUGCUACUUUUUGAGAGAAGGUCAAGUAAUUUGUGAAGUAGAAUUCUGAACUGAGUAUUUUAUAAUUAACAACUUCAUAAAUUUUGAUUAUAUUUGAAGUAAAGUUAUUCGAAUUGAUCAUUGAAAAAAUGAUUUGUCUGCUUCCAUUUUUGAGUCAUAUUUUAUAAACACACCUUCAAAUAAAUUGUUCUACUUAUUAUUAAUAUUUAUUGAUUAAUGAAAUAUCAAUAAUAUUAAUUAUGGACUUAUAUUAACAUUCUUACACCCUCCCACCAAAACGAUUGUGCAAAGAGCCAAAGUUGGCUAUCUCUAUUUUGAAAAGGAAAUUCAUAGAACCAAUUUAAGACUUUGCUGGCGCUAGAAGAACUAGAACAAGUUUUUCACCUCAAAGGAGAAUGAAAUCGAUUUAAAUUAGAUAAAAAUCUGCAAUACAAACAUUUAAUUUUGAAGUUGGAUAGAUAAUUGUCCCAAAAAGAAAUUCUAGAGUAACACGCUUCUAAGGUCCUAAUUUUCCAUUUAAUCUCAAUUACUUGAUAAAGUAAAUGAAUGCUUUAAAAUGA
Molecule: messenger RNA, 673 nt
Organism: Paramecium tetraurelia
Lineage: Eukaryota; Ciliophora; Oligohymenophorea; Peniculida; Parameciidae
Exons: 1
Source: RefSeq, a predicted model, not a curated record